This is a messenger RNA of Homarus americanus (American lobster), 1890 nucleotides long. RefSeq lists its product as uncharacterized. The coding region runs from base 220 to 1449 and encodes 409 amino acids. The transcript has 9 exons. The record is from RefSeq and is a predicted model, not a curated record. Lineage: Eukaryota; Metazoa; Arthropoda; Malacostraca; Decapoda; Nephropidae.
AGAUACACUGGAAAAACAUAUUGGUCAACCCCCUGGGACUCGUGUCCGAAAGUAAAAAUUUAUCGAUUUAAAUUUACCUCAAAUUAACUGGAACACUCAUUGCGUUAAUGAUAGUGAAAACUCUUUUUCAAGCAUAUUUUAGAUCUGUAAAGGUACUUUCUAUUGAAACAGAUCAUCGAUGCUCCAACGAGGGAAAGAGAUUAAUGAAAUCUCUUGAAUAUGUCAGUUGACUUGAGUGAAUUGAAGAGAAGUGACUUCCCAUCAUGUGUACGACAAGGUCUGCGCAAGCUGGAGGAGGUGCUCCACAUGCCUCCUUCUCCCCAUCUGCAUGACAUCCAGCAGCACAUCAUGGAUCAGUUUAUAUUUUGCUGUAGAGACUCCAAUUCUUCCAAGAUUAGGGCAGUAGGACCUGUUGAGGAAUUGGUGGUAGUGAGAGAACUUGGACAGCACCUAGGAAAGAUUGUGGACACCGCUUCUCGCAAUUCUCUGUUUAUCACUUUAUUCCAUCCAUCAUCACAUGAUCCCCGUACGCCACAUAAACUCCGCAUAUUAUCAGCUUUGGUGUCUCUGGCCAUUGCUACACAUAAUGUUUCUGUGUUGGAGGCCACAGCAGUAUGGAUGCAGCAAAUGUGCUGCCUAAGUGGGUGGAGUGGAGAAGUGUGCCGAGGCUUGGUGCAGGAUUACUUCCAGCUGACCCCAUCUUCCCCACCACAUUUUGCAGCAGCCCUGAGAGCCCUGCCUACCAUGGCUCCUCUCUUCACUGCAAAUCUAAUUACAACACUCUCACAGCUGUAUGCCAAAGUUGGUAGUGGAGAGAUAUGUGAACGCCCACCAGACACUCUUGUAAGCACUGUUGUAUGGUGGUUGAAAGGGGCCCCUGGUUUACCUCCCCAUCUUGCCCUGGCACCACUCACAAACCCUUUGCCAGGUGUAUCUCUUCCAAUGACAGCUGUGCCUCCUAUUGCACCUCUUAUGAAAUGGUGUGUAGAAGCCCCUUUCUUUGAUAAUAAUGAUAAUUACCCAGACCCACAUGGAAGAAGAUCCAGUUUGCCAAAAAUUAUGGAAACAGAAGGAUUAUUUGAGAAUACUACUUCAGUGAAGUCUGCACCAUCAGAAAGUACUGAUUUGUAUUCCCAGCUUCAUCUCUCCAUUCUUCAGACUCUACAGAAUGUACCCUUUGUCCGUGCUCGCAUGACACAGAAGCAAGUAUUGUGCCCAAAACACGUGACUAGUGUAGUUGACGCUGUGUGCGAGAGAAUCAGAACAUAUGGAUUGGAAAAUGAAGAAGCUGUAAAUAUGUCUCUUGACAGAUUGGCACAGAUUAUCUUAGUUGCAUUACACACAGAAUCUCUUUCUGGAUCCCUCAGUGAUAUGUGGGACUCGUUGCACAGGCUACCAAGACAGAACCGUCUUAUUUCUACUCUUUUGGCUACUCGUGAAACCCGGUGACUACAAGAAUUGUAAUGACUAUUAAUCAAGUUGUUGCUUAGUCAGUGGAAAGUCCAUUGUUGAUGAGACCUUCAAAUCCUCUUUGAUAUUUUUUAGAGGACAAAAAAUUGGAUUUAUUUAACAGUUCAAAUUGCAAGUGUACACAUAAAUGAUCAAAGUAAGUCAAAUUGGUAAAUGCAACUUUUGUAAUUAGCUUUACUUAAGAGCUUAAGGUUUUAUAAUAAAACUUGUCUUGUUUUAUUUUGUAACAGCAUUAUAAGUUCAAGAGUAUAGUGCAUAUUGUGCUUAUAAUUUUAAUUCUUCAAAGGGUGUGUUUUAAAGUAAUUUUUUUGUGGGGGGAAAAUGGACAACAGUGCAGAGAAGAGGCAUUACCAAUAAAAAACUUAUCACAUGAUUGUUUUGAAUCUUUAUUUAAAUAUACUUACCAGGCGGUGCAGAUUA